AUGAUGGGACGAAACGGUAUUCGGCUAGCACUGAAAAGAUCUUUCAGCACUUAUCAGCCACCGGUAGUAGAGAUUACGAAUAUAACGAAGUUAUGGCCCACUCUACGACCUGAAGUUAGGGAUGAAAUCAAGGAAUACUUACGAUGGAGGAUGCAAGAAGAUUGGAGACAUAUACCGCUGGAGGAGACCAAAGCAGCGUAUUUCUUAUCUUAUGGACCCUGUGGUGGCAGAUCCAAGGGCAACGAAUGGAACGUAGGGUACACGGGAAUGCGGAUAGUGUUCAACCUUGUUUUAUUUGGCGGUGCAGCGACUGCAUUUUAUAAUUGGAAACAAGAUAAAAAGCUAGAGGAACAAUUAAGGGAUCUUGUAUAA
This is a messenger RNA of Saccharomyces cerevisiae S288C, 372 nucleotides long. RefSeq names its product Mtc3p (gene MTC3). NCBI's taxonomy places the organism in Eukaryota, Fungi, Ascomycota, Saccharomycetes, Saccharomycetales, Saccharomycetaceae. The record is from RefSeq and is marked reviewed. Gene Ontology annotation, biological process: mitochondrial electron transport, cytochrome c to oxygen. The transcript has a single exon. The coding region runs from base 1 to 372 and encodes 123 amino acids. Gene Ontology annotation, cellular component: respiratory chain complex IV; mitochondrion.